AUGUGCACGGGAAGUUGUGCCAAGUGCCUGGGAACCACUCUUAUUCCCCUGGCUGUGCUAUGUACCCUCGCUAACAUUUUGUUGUUUUUCCCUGGAGGAACAGUGGCUGAGGACCAUCUCCACAUUACAGAUGAGGUCUGGUACUUCGGAGGGAUCUUGGGGUCUGGUGUAUUGACGAUCUUUCCUGCUUUGGUAUUUUUGGGCCUUAAGAAUAAUGACUGCUGUGGAUGCUGUGGUAAUGAGGGCUGUGGAAAGAGGUUUGCGAUGUUUUCUUCUAUAAUAUUUGCUGCAGUUGGAGUUGUGGGAGCUGGAUACUGCUUUAUUUUGUCAGCAGUAGCCCUAAACAGAGGCCCUAAAUGCCAAACCGGAACAGAGUGGACCUAUCCUUUCAAAAACGGGGAUUACCUUUCUAACCAUACACUGUGGAACAUUUGUCAGUCACCUGAAAACAUUGUCCCUUGGAAUCUGACCCUCUUCUCCUUGCUGCUCAUCAUGAGUGGGAUCCAGACAGUGCUCUGUGCUAUCCAAGUGGUGAAUGGCCUGUUUGGAACAAUCUGUGGGGACUGCAAAUGUUGUGGAUGUUGUGGGGUGAGCAUUUGA
Molecule: messenger RNA, 600 nt
Organism: Melopsittacus undulatus (budgerigar)
Lineage: Eukaryota; Metazoa; Chordata; Aves; Psittaciformes; Psittaculidae
Gene: TM4SF4
Product: transmembrane 4 L six family member 4
Exons: 4
Coding region: 1-600 (199 amino acids)
Cellular component (GO): membrane
Source: RefSeq, a predicted model, not a curated record